CGGGUAGUGGGCAGAGGUGUGCGGGUCGGUAAUUGAGGCUGACGCGCAGCCGGUUUUUAUUUAUUUAUUUUCCAUAUAGUGUUUACUAGGAAUUAUUAGUGUUAGAAAAUACCUUCAAGUGCUUUUAAUACACUUCUCAGGGCAGGAUACGAUUGUGCUUAUUUACAGUGUUCCAUCCAUUCUGUAAGGAAUUUAGAUAUUGAACCGCCUUUGGUACAAUCGCUAUUACUGAAUUUAUUAAACAUUAAUUCUAGUGGAAUAGGAAAUUACUUCUUAUAAGGUCCAUCAAAUCCUUUCAACAACUGCUCUAUGUGGCGCCAGGUUUCCAGAGAGCCAAUGAAGUUAAUCUUAGAUUGGGUUUGAUGUACAAAGUUAUUCAAGAAUAUGAUUUAGCUCACAAACAUUUGCAAUUAGCUUUAGUAGACUCCAGUACGUGCUCAACGCCAAAGCAAAACAUUAAAUUUCAUAUAGCACACUUGUUCGAGAUACAAGGAAAAGUAAAAUUAGCUAAAGAGAAAUACGAAACCCUACUCAAGGACAAAUCCAUAACAGCUCCAUUGAAAUCCGAGAUAUUUCGUCAAUUAGGCUGGCUAUAUCAUAGUCAUGAGUUACUUGGCGAGAAGAGUCAAAGAAUCCCAUUAGCAAUACACUGCCUUCAGAGGGCUAAUGACGCAGAUCAGUAUGCUAACGGUCAAACUCUGUAUCUCCUUGGACGUUGCUAUGCGAGUAUAGGGAAAGUGCAUGAUGCAUUCAUCGCGUACAGAAAUUCAGUGGAGAAGUCCGAAGGCAAUGCAGACACAUGGUGCAGUAUAGGAGUUUUAUAUCAGCAGCAGAAUCAACCUAUGGAUGCUUUGCAAGCCUAUAUAUGCGCAGUUCAGUUGGAUAAAUGUCAUUCAGCAGCUUGGGCUAAUUUAGGUAUUUUGUAUGAGAAUUCAUUGCAAGCAAGAGAUGCGUACGCUUGCUAUUUGAAUUCACAGGCAGGGCAAAACAAUAAAGGAGUUAUUGAAGAUUCUGUGGCCACUAAAUUGCCCAAAUUGUCGUCCGCAGCCGCGGGGAUGAACCCACACCUCACCCAAAGGAUCAACUUUCUACAAACUCACCUAGCCAACGCUCCAAUGCCUAGUGUAACGUCUCAGAGAAGGCAAUUGCUUUCAAUUGAGGAAGCCUGGAAUUUACCCAUUUCAGCCGAAAUGUCUUCAAGACAACAACAGCAACCGCAACAAUCGCGGUCUUCUACACAGCCCUUUCAAAAAAAUUAUGGACAAGCCGGAGUUCCUCAAGGGCCCCCACCUCCGUACCCUAGUCCCAGUGGAGGUUCCGGAAAAUGUUUUAAAGUAGAACAGGAUCAAAAAAUAACCUCAAACACUGCUAGGCCGCAAAAUCUGAUGACUCAGCAACAGAUCAAUCUGUUAAACCAUUUGCAAGCAAAUGCAGCUACUUUAACCCAGGCUCAGCAAAAUAUUAUGAGGCAGCUGCAACAUCAGCAUAAUUUAAUGCAGCAGCAUUUGCGGAACCAGGCUAAUCAAGCACAGUUGGUUCCUCCAGUUAGCGCUGCUGGAAAUAGAGGUGGUCCCACAACACCAUUUACCAACGCUCAUCAACUAGGAUCGGCUCUAAGUAACACUAAAAGCUUUUCCUCCACAAGCAGUAGUGCGAAUCUAACAACAUCAUUUAAUCCAGGACAACACCACGAUUUAGAUGUUGAAGCUGAGCUGAAAGAUUUGCUGUCCCAAAAAGAUUUGGCUACUACUUUGGCGGAAAACCUACUAAAACACUUUGGCUCUGAAGACAUGGAAGAUGUGAAAGAAGAAGCUGACUCUACGACACCUUCAACAUCAGCAAGUACCUCAAAAGCAGCAUCAGAACCUGCAGUACAAGUUAAAUCGACAACUCUUUCUUCUGGUCCUUUUUCUCCUUCUAAUAUUGAAUCAAAACCUGACCUUGUUGAACCCAAGAAAAGGAGGAUAAAAUCGCCAACACAAGACAGCGUACUUAUAGUUAAGUCUGAACCCCCAUGGGAUUUUGAAGCUCUUCAUUCAUCUGAAAAGAAAUCAAGUAUCGAUUAUAGCAUUGAUAUGAAUGCAGAGACCGUUAUUCAGUUAUGUAAAAGUGAAGUUAUAAGUGGUGAUAUAAAUAAUUCUAUUAUAUCAGAUACGGCACCACCACCAUCACCUCCAGUACCCCCUUCCAUCAAGUUAAGUCAUCAACAACUCAUCCCUCCUACACCAUCAGUUUAUUUGGACAACAAAAAGCAUGCUUUUAGCCCGCAAUUGCAAGAAUUUUGUUUGAAACAUCCUAUAGCUGUAGUAAGAGGGCUUGCCUCAGCAUUAAAGCUGGACUUAGGACUUUUUUCCACAAAAACCUUAGUGGAAGCAAAUCCAGACCAUAGUGUCGAAGUCAGAACGCAAAUACAACAACCCUCAGAUGAAAAUUGGGAUCCCCAGACUGGUAAAAAGGUUUGGGCUUGCAUUUCACAUCGUUCACAUACAACUAUUGCUAGGUAUGCACAGUAUCAAGCGUCCAGUUUCAAGGAUAGCUUAAGGGAAGAACGCGAGAAAGCCCAAGCUGGUUUAUCAGAUUCGGAUUCUAAAGAUUCUACAUUUUCUGGAGGGAAAAGAAGGAAAACUACUUUAUCUAUUACGCCAACGUCAAUUACCAAGACAUUGAAGGAACAUAAAACGCUAAAAUUUGGCACUAACGUAGACCUCAGUGACGAGCGAAAAUGGCGGCCUCAGUUGCAAGAAUUGAUGAAGUUACCUGCCUUUGCGCGAGUGGUUUCUGCAGCCAAUAUGUUGUCGCAUGUGGGUCACGUGAUACUUGGAAUGAACACUGUUCAAUUAUACAUGAAGGUACCUGGCAGUCGCACACCUGGUCAUCAAGAAAACAAUAACUUCUGCUCGAUAAAUGUCAAUAUUGGACCUGGAGACUGUGAAUGGUUUGCAGUUCCUGAUUCGUACUGGGGAGCCAUAUGCAAAUUAUGUGAACAAAAUCAAAUUAACUACCUUCAUGGCUCUUGGUGGCCAGUACUUGAAGAUCUCUACAAAGCCAACAUACCAGUUUACAGAUUCCUUCAAAGACCUGGUGAUUUGGUUUGGGUAAAUGCUGGCUGCGUUCAUUGGGUACAAGCUGUAGGAUGGUGCAAUAACAUCGCCUGGAAUGUUGGUCCACUGACUGCCAGGCAGUAUCAGUUAGCCAUAGAAAGAUAUGAGUGGAACAAACUUCAAAGUUUCAAAAGUAUAGUACCUAUGUUGCAUCUUUCAUGGAAUCUGGCAAGAAAUAUCAAAGUUUCUGACACAAAGUUAUUCGAUUUAAUCAAGAAUUGUUUGCUUAGGACAUUAAUCAAAUGCUCCAGAAUAUUGGAAUUUGUCAAAGAUAGAGGAGUUGAAGUCAAGUUUCAUGGAAGGGGAAAGAACGAAGCGUCGCAUUACUGUGGACAGUGUGAAAUUGAAGUAUUUAAUAUACUUUUCAUCAGAGAGCAAGAAAAGCGUCAUGUCGUCCACUGCAUGGAUUGUGCAAGAAAGCAGGCAACAAACCUAGAAGGCUUUGUAUGCUUAGAAGAAUAUAAAAUGCAAGAAUUAUGCGAAGUCUACAACAAUUUUGUUUUAUAUAGCAAUAGUGUUUCUAUAAAUCCUGAUCCUUUUAGGCUAAUGUAACUUGAAUUUAAUGAAAAAUACAACCUCACUGCCACUUGUAACUGAUGUACAACUAUUUAAGCUGCUUGUUAUAUAAAUGUAAAAAAAUUGCAAAAGUGAUAUUUGUAUAAGAAAAUUUAUUCUGGAAGUUUGUACAUAAAAAUUGUGGAUAUUUUCUUGUAAUUAAGCACAGACAAGAAUUUCAUCAACUAAGAACAAAUAUUCCCUUCUUUGGGUUAAAUUACCCUAUACCCCAAGACUGAAAAUAUUGUCAAUGACUUAGGCCACUAUAGUAAUAAACUUGAACUUGAAAGAGCUAUGAGUCAUCGCAAUAAUUUUGGUCUCAGGGUAUAGAAUCAGUGAUCUCAAAAUAUUUAAUUGAUUCAACAUUUAAUUGUAUAUUGAUACUUAUUAUAAAUUCAUAAUAAUUUAUUAUACCAGUGUAUUUAGAAUUUUUCUGUUAAAUAUUCAGAUUAUAUUUGAUUUAAUUGUCUUUAUAGGUAUUCUAUUGUUCCUUUAAUUUUUUAAUAUUUAUUGUAAUCAAGAUUUUUUUUUAGGUGGUAAGCUUUUCUGAUUUUUCAUAGUUGUAAUUUUCUUAUUGAUAAAUUAGGAAAAUAAUUUAUUUGACAUUAGGUUAAUUAAAUUUGAUACAAUUUACAAAUUAAUGUAAACUAAGUGUAGGAAUUUAGAUCGAUUUACGUGAAUGCAUUUGCACUCAUGAAUGAAGGCAGAUUUAAAUAAAAUCAUUCUUGUGUUACACUGCCACUUUGUGAUAAAAAACUACCCAAGAAAUAUAAAAGUUCUUAUAGCUGGGGUUGAGAUAUAUGUCACAAAUUUUUGAACUUUGAAUUAAAACCAUUUUUUCUCAUAAGCUAAUAAUCAACAUUUUUAUGUUAUGAUGAAGGUAAGUCAAAGAACUUGAAUGGAAAAAUGGAAAAAAAUGUAUAUAAUUAUAUGUGACUUUUUUUGUUUAUAUGUUGUUCUUGUGAAAUAUUUCUCUAAAAGCGCUCAGCCCUCAGUUGCUAGAUAAAAGCCUGGGUUCACAGUGCCUUUGAUGUAAAGAUUGCGGGAAACUUCCUCAAACAGAUAAAAAGAGAAACGUUCAUAUUUUUUGCAUUCAUGACCAACAUUUUGAAAUAGAUGUGUAAAUAUAUUAAAAUAAGUAAUCUGAAGAAGAUCUAGCUCAAUUUUUGUAUAUGUAGUUUCUUAUAAAUCUUUAAAAAAAAUUAAAACAAAAAGUGUUUUAUCAUUUCAUUUUUAAAAAGUCUGUUUUUUUUUAUUGUGUUUUCCUAGGUUUCAAUCAGUAAUGAUUUACUGUAGAUUGUAUUUAUAUUGGAAUAAAUAAACCACAAUUAAAAAUGA
Molecule: messenger RNA, 4994 nt
Organism: Ceutorhynchus assimilis (cabbage seed weevil)
Lineage: Eukaryota; Metazoa; Arthropoda; Insecta; Coleoptera; Curculionidae
Source: the annotation of a GenBank genome assembly